Molecule: messenger RNA, 672 nt
Organism: Paramecium sonneborni
Lineage: Eukaryota; Ciliophora; Oligohymenophorea; Peniculida; Parameciidae
Source: the annotation of a GenBank genome assembly
AUGAAUAAGUAGUUAAAAGAUAAAGAAAACAAACCACAAAUUGAUAAUGCAAAAUUCAAAAGAAUAGUAACAACUGAUAGAACUGCUUCUCCAAUCAAUCAAAUCUUAACUGGAAUGAGAAAAUAAUAAUCUCCUCAUUUAUCGGCUAGAACUCCUAAAGAAUCCUAAAGUAGAAUAUCUAAUAAUUGUGAAUAAUAAUUACAAUUUGAUAACAUUUUAGAAAUGGAAGAGAGAAAAAGAAAAAUUAGAAAAUUUAAGUAAUGUUUAACUGAAAAUAUUGAAAAAUUAAAAGAAUUAGAUUAUAUCAGUCAACAAAUAUUACAUUUUGAAGAUUAUGUCAAUUCUAUUUUAAAGAAUAUUAAACACAUUAAAGUAAUUAUCUAUAUUCCUAUUCAUAGAGUGAAAUCUAAGAAUAAAUUAUGUAAUAAUAAAUAAAUUAAAAAACUAACAUUCAUCAAAUAAAAGAGUCAAUUAAAUAGAUGUCUGAUGAUAUUUCAUUGAAUGAAAUCAAUAUUAUAAAAGAAAUGUAAAUGAAACCAUUUAAUAAUAUUAUGUCUCAUUAUAUGAAUAAAUGUGAAGGACAUUUAGAGAAAAUUGAAAAUAUGAUUAUUUCUGUCAAAUAACACUUAGAAUUUAAAGAAUUAUGUAGAUAAAUAGAAUAGAAACUAUUGA